Molecule: messenger RNA, 1488 nt
Organism: Fonsecaea monophora
Lineage: Eukaryota; Fungi; Ascomycota; Eurotiomycetes; Chaetothyriales; Herpotrichiellaceae
Exons: 5
Coding region: 1-1488 (495 amino acids)
Biological process (GO): piecemeal microautophagy of the nucleus; maintenance of cell polarity; exocytosis
Cellular component (GO): membrane; cytosol; intracellular membrane-bounded organelle
Molecular function (GO): sterol binding
Source: RefSeq, a predicted model, not a curated record
AUGACCUCUACCUCGAAUACACCUUUUGCAACACCUGCGACCUCUAAUCCCAACACCAGACCGCCUACUCCUACUCCGUCCGCCACUCCCACGGGAACCACUGUUCCUGCCGAUAACGAUCUCCGAGAUGAUAGCUCAAAGCUAAGGACAUUCUUGGGCCUGUUGAAAAAGUUUAUCGGUGUCUCAGACAUUGCAAAUGUUCGCUUUUCAUUGCCUUCGCAGUUGAUAGAACCUAUACCGAACCUAGAAUACUGGCACUACUUGGAUAGGCCGGAGACUUUUGUCAGUAUAGGAAGAUCAGACGAGCCUCUUGGUCGCAUGUUGGAAGUCCUACGCUUUUGGUUCACCAAAGAUCUGGUUAGUGAACAGUUCUUCGCCGUCUGCUUGUGUCUGAGGCUAAAAGAACAUGCGCAGAAAUACGUGAAAGGCAAGCCUUGCAAACCCUAUAAUUCGACGCUGGGAGAAUUCUUCAGGUGUCACUGGGAAGUCAAUUCCGACGCGCCACCUAUAUCUAAUCCAUCCAAAGCACCGCCUCAGCCUUCUGUCGAUCCUACCGAGCCGCAGGCCAAUGGCAACACCAGCGAGGAGCCGGUCCGAAUAUCCUUCCUCACCGAACAGACCUCACACCACCCGCCCGUGUCAGCAUAUUGGUAUGAGUGCCCUUCUCGCGGCAUCAUUGCCCGAGGCUACGACCAAAUAUCUGCCAAGUUUACAGGCACAUCUGUUCGUGUGAUUCCGGGUGUCUACAACAGGGGGAUUUUCGUUACCCUUACACAGCGGGACAAUGAAGAAUACCAACUCGUCCACCCGGCCGCUUCCCUCGGGGGUCUCCUUCGCGGCUCCCUGUACAUCUCGGUCGCGGACACAUGUUCUAUAACCUGCCCCAAGACGAGGCUAAAAUGUCUCCUUACAUAUGUGGAGGAAUCCUGGUUUGGCAAGGCGCAGAACCGGGUCCAUGGUCUUAUUUUCCGCUAUGACCCAUCUGACGACAAAUAUACGCGGGUCAAGGACGUGCCCGAGAAGGAUAUCCUGGCGAAACUUGAAGGAUGUUGGCAAGAACAAAUCGUGUAUACGAUUCCGAACAGCGCAGCAGUCAAGGAGACGCCCAAUAUCGAACCAACUUCUGACAAGCAACUCCUCAUUGACCUACAGCCUUUGUUCCCGGUGCCCAAAUCCUGCCCCCCGCCGCACGAGCAACUGCCGCAUGAGUCUCGCACAUUCUGGGCCGAGGUUACCACCGCAAUCAACGAAAAGCGCUACUCGGACGCAACAAGGAUGAAACAGGAUUUGGAGCAGGCCCAGCGAGACAAGGCUGCAAAGAGGAAAGACCUGAAUGUCGAGUUUAAGCCGAGGUUCUUUACUUCGCCCACCGAGCCGAAUGGGAAGCCUGAGUUGACCGAGUAUGGGAAGGAGGUAUUGGCCGGGCUGGAGAAGAAAGAAUAUGGGAUUGACUUUGUGCCGGAGCCAGGGAUUGAUGCUGACACAUAG